Scutellospora calospora is the source of this 669-nucleotide messenger RNA. NCBI's taxonomy places the organism in Eukaryota, Fungi, Glomeromycota, Glomeromycetes, Diversisporales, Gigasporaceae. The record is from the annotation of a GenBank genome assembly.
AUGUAUUAUCCUCUAUUCUGGAAAAGAUAUCCACACAAUUACACUAUUAUUGCGGAUAAUAGAGAGAGCUAUGAAGGAAAUGAUGAGAAAACUACUGCACGAGAACUUUAUCUAGCAAAAGCACGGCAUAAGUUAUUCGAGGUAAUACAUUAUUGUCUUACCUCUUAUGAAUGCCGAUUUCAGCAAAUAUCGCGAUAUCACGCAUGGCCAAACGAUCAGAUUCCACCAGUUUGUGAAUCAUGCGAUAACUGCAUCAAACGUGAACGUGAAAAGAAUAAAGUAAAACAAACGGAUGCACGAUUAGAAAUUCUGGACAUGCUACACGUUAUAGAUGAAUUAUGCAAGAGAAAUGAUAAACUAAUUACACCAGCAGAUGUGGUAGAUAUUUUCAGUUGCUCAGAUAAUGAGCGUAUCCGAGAUAGAGAGUUAAAAUUGCCUAAUAUUUGUAAUCGCCCAAAACCAAAAAUAUUACAUACAAAAGAUUUAGUUAAAUUAGCGCUAUCUGAUCUGGUUUGUCGUGGACUUGUUAAGCAGACCAUUUUGUUAGAAAUAAGAAAAAAUACAACAUACCUAACAUGCAGCGUAGUAAUAGAAGGUGUAAUGGAGAGUGCGAACUCGCUUGCUCAAACGGAAACUUGGCUAUACUGGACAACAAAACUAAAAAUUUGA